Molecule: messenger RNA, 811 nt
Organism: Telopea speciosissima
Lineage: Eukaryota; Viridiplantae; Streptophyta; Magnoliopsida; Proteales; Proteaceae
Exons: 4
Coding region: 14-793 (259 amino acids)
Biological process (GO): UDP-N-acetylglucosamine biosynthetic process
Cellular component (GO): endoplasmic reticulum; Golgi apparatus; endoplasmic reticulum-Golgi intermediate compartment
Molecular function (GO): glucosamine 6-phosphate N-acetyltransferase activity; monosaccharide binding
Source: RefSeq, a predicted model, not a curated record
AAGUUACUAGAUUAUGCUCAUCCAGUCAUCCUACGCCUUAACUUUGGCUUCAAUGGCGAUUGGAAUAAGUGGUCUUACUCUUGCCUCUUUGUGUACGCAAAUCUCUGCGACAAAAAACAAAACCCAGAUCAGUAAGAGAGUCAGACCUCCCAUCUUCAUCUCCACGAACCCAUCUCAUGUUAAUCUCCAUGAUCUCAGUGACCUCUUCAACUCCUCCAACUUCUCAUGCCAUAGAUUCCCAAGCCUUGAUCCGGAUGGACGGGUCGAACCGACCGAUAUAGACAAGCUUCGUAUCGCUCUAUCUCACAGUUCCGUUCUCGUUUCAGUUUUCUGUAAGCCCCAAUUCACUUCUGAGGAUGGCCCGAAAGACGAAGUGACCUCAAGGAAAUCUGGGUUUGUGUUUGGAGAACUAUUCGAGAGAGCAGUUCCAGUAACGGAAUCGAACGGGCAGUUGGUUGGUUUUGGCCGAGCAGUUUCAGAUUGUGGAUUGACUGCUUCAAUCUACGAUGUCGUGGUUAACCCUUCCCUACAGGGAGUUGGAAUUGGUCGGAUGAUUGUUAGAAGGCUUGUAAGGGUACUUACGAGUAGAGGCAUUUACGACAUAGUGGCCCUCUGCUCUGAAAAACAGAGAUUGUUUUUUAAAGCCUGCGGAUUCGGAGAUGACAUUCUGGGAUCCACCACAAUGAUGUAUACCAGGACUACAUCAAGUAACAGUGCUAAUCAGAUGGUUAAAGGAGCUGGUCGACUGCUGUUAUUAGUUCCACCACCAAGAGAGCCCUUCUCAUCAUCUUAAGGACUUUUCCUACUGAUU